Molecule: messenger RNA, 1973 nt
Organism: Lepus europaeus (European hare)
Lineage: Eukaryota; Metazoa; Chordata; Mammalia; Lagomorpha; Leporidae
Gene: C10H12orf56
Product: chromosome 10 C12orf56 homolog
Source: RefSeq, a predicted model, not a curated record
AUGGGCAGCCCGGCGCGGUCCGGCUUCCCCGCGCGCAUGAACAGCCGCCUGGACGCGUUCCUGCGGAGGCGUCUGGCGCCCGAGGUCUACGACGCCAUCCGCGCCUACGAGCCUUGUGUUGUGGUGUCCGACUCGGAGAACCACACCUUCAAGUACGUGGUGCUCAGCGACCGUCUCAUCUACCUGACCGAGAACCCGCCCAAGUCCAUCCGACGAGCCGUGGCGCUGCGGGACGUGGUGGCCAUUGAGCUGAUUGAUGAUUACCCAGAAUUUUUGAAUUCACCUGAUAGAGAAGUCAACCAACAUAUUCGUAUCAUCUAUUCUUCAACUGUUAAAAAAGAAUGUGAAAAGUCAAAAGGUGUUGGAAAAUUCCUGUUUCCAUUUCAUUAUGCCAAUGCUAAGAAUAAAAAAGUUAAGGAAGAGAAUAAUGGCCUUGUCUUUUGGAAAAGCAAAGAGCCUAGAAGUCCGAAUGAAUCCUCUCUCAGGUACUGCCUGGAGAGCAGCACGCCGUCCAAGGACUCAACUCUCUGUCCUUCCCCAAACUUCAAGAAGCUGUCCCUUCGUGGCCAAGGUGCCUUUCAACCCUUGCCUUCUCCCUCCAGGAGGAGCUGUCAGUCCACACCAGCUACUGGCAAGGCCAUCAGCAAGACUUCUUGCACCACAAACACAAAAAAACCCCAAGACUUUGCAGCUCACAAAGAUUCUGUAUGUGAAAUCCCUUUCAAGUGCAAUGGGAACAAAAAUGAGUUUUAUUUAGAAAAUUCCCUCCUAACAUCCCCUUUACAGAGCAGCACAAACCUGGAGAAAAAGGAGUUGGAACUUCAUUUGUACAUUAUUUCUACCACCUCAUCUAUCUUUCUCCACUUAAAAAGUUCAUGGAACAAUUAUAUUAUUAAAGCUACUCUUUUACAAGAUCCCAUGUACGCUAGUGAGCUCAUUCCUGCUAUUGGAAGUCCGAAGCCAUAUAGAUCUGAGGAGAAAAUUAAGCACUUCAGUCAACUUAAAUCUGAACUUUUUCUUAAAGACAAUACUCUGAGCAAGAUACUUUGUUUAAUUAUGGAGCUUAAAGCAGCAGCCCGGAAAAAUUUCAUCCUGAAAAGGCUGUUCUGGAAAACCAGUGACCUUUUCUAUUUCCUAGUGAACAAACUUCAUGAAUAUUUGCCAGAGUCUAGGGAUAAGAAUGCACGUCAAAAUAAAAGCCAAAGGGCUGAUGAGCUGGUGGUAUGCAUUGAAAUUCUGCAGACCCUAGGACUGAUGUUCAGAGAAACUGAAUCAUCACGUCUGAACACACUGGCAGCUAAGAAGGGAACACUAUUUAAUCUCUUGGAAAUUUUGAUUAGCAAGCCUCAGAUUCCAAAAUCUUGUCCUGUGUUUGAUAUCCAGUUGGCUGAUGCGACUUUAGUUGAUGCUGAGUUACAGAAGCUUAUCCUGGAAUAUACAGAUACAGCUACAGCACUUUUAUAUGAGAUACUUCUUGUCUUUCAACAGGGGAAUCUUGGCUUGGGAUCCACUAAGUUUGCCAUUAGCUGGAUGAUGUCCUUUCUACAAAACUGUCCUCCCAUAGUUACUUUUGUGGCCAGUAUUGUGAAGCAAGUGAUGAAGGGGCUUUCAGCUUCAUUGCAGCUGCUAAGUCCACGCCAAGCAGUUCUGUUGUACCAGCAGUUUUAUAUCCUCAAGAGCUGCCUGCAGUACAGCAAGACCCUAGCUGAGUACAUUAGAAAUGACUACAGAGAAGAAUUCAGGUACUUUAUUCACAUGCCAGCCUUGAAAAAAAGGCUCCCGUUGUGUUACCCUAUUACCCAACCUACCACUCAACUUUUUCAUGAAGUUCUGCAAUUGAUUGAACAGAAGAAACAAUGUGUAAAAUAUUAGUAAGAGUAUAAAAUGCCAACAAGGAAUCAGUUUUAAAAAUGUGUGAGAACCAUUUUUGAUUUAUUUCAUAUAUGGCUAUCUGUGUACCUUGUCAAUGAAGU